AUGAAAGUUCUAUUAGCCACCUUCUCAAAUCUAUCUGGGUAUACUACUUUAAGACGUUCAUGGAGUCUACAGUAUACAUUUUUGAGGUUAUUUUCCAUUUCACCAGCGUCACGUUCUGCUAAAGAAACUACUACACUGCAAACAGUUAAACAUAAAGUUCGAUGGUUUUAUGCGCUGGACGUUCCCAUUUCUAAGCCCGAAUGGUACAAAUACGAGAAAGUCAAAGAGCCAGAAUCUUUUAUACCAUUUUCAGAGUAUGAUUCAAAGCAACUUGAACGUGAAUUCUCAAAAACAGAACGCAAUCUUGUGGAAGUAAAUGAAGACAAAUUGUUUCAAGUUGAUUUAAAGAAUUUUGAGCUAUCACCAAUAUACUGGGAUGGACCAAUUUACGAAGUUCGAAGAGGCUUAUGGUUUAAUUCAGAUGGAAUGCCCUUGAAGGCAGAAUUAACUAAAGAAAUCGAAGAAGGGUUUCAGAGAUUAAAACCGUACACUUAUGAAAGCGCAAAUGAAGAACAAAUAAAAACGACCAAAAGUAAUAAAGAGAAAAUCUCCACAUUCAACAAAUUGAAACAAGACACGCAAACAGAGAUAAAAAUUGAUUUAGAUAAGCAAAAGGAUGUUAUCAGAUUGAGUAACGGCGAAUUAGUGUUGUACUUUAACAAAGAUCAAGCUGUAAUGUUUCCCGGAGAUUAUGAUUCUGAAUUCCAAAUUGAUGUAAUUCGAUAUUUUGGACCAAAGCCAGUCUCUUUGUUGGGAGUUAAUCAUAUUCAACGUGGGUAUUCAGAAGAACUCAAAGAAUCAUUUUUUGACAAACUAUCUAAAAACCCUCUACCGGGAAUAUCUGAUGCAUUUAAAGAAGAUUUUGGUUCAAUAAUUGGAGGCAAAAAGGAUUCAAACAAGACCAACGAGGAUGAAAUGAGUGAUGUUAAUGAAUUGGAUGACAUAAAUAUGCAGAAGUAUUUGGAGUCUGACUAUGAUUUAGAAACUUCAAAAUCAAAGUCCAAUCGUGAAAUUGACCAUUUAGUUUUCUGUAUUCAUGGAAUUGGACAAGUUUUGGGAACUAAAUAUGAAUCUGUUAACUUCACGCAUAGUAUAAAUGUGUUGAGGAACACAAUGAAGGGUGUUUUUGAACAAAAUGAGGAAUACCAAAAGUUGGCAAAUUCUAACUCAGAAGAGCACGAUAACACUAACAACAGAAUUCAGGUCUUACCCAUCUCGUGGAGACAUCGUAUUGGUUUCAAUCCUCAACAAGAAUUUAAUGCUCAACUGCCCUCUAGAUUGCCAACAUUAUCUCAGAUAAACGUCGAAGGUAUUCUGGCUUUGCGAGAUGUUGUCGGUGACGUAGUAUUGGAUGUUCUAUUGUUUUACCAACCUAGGUAUUUAAAAGAAAUCAUGAGUACAGUAACUUCGGAAUUGAAUCGUGUGUACAAACUAUAUCUUGAAAAGAAUCCAGAUUUUAAAGGGAAGGUUCAUAUCUUGGGACAUUCUUUAGGUUCAGCGAUUGCGUUUGAUAUUUUAUCUAAGCAAAGUAGUUCGUUGGACGGGCCACUUAAAAUUGAUAAAGACUUGGCUUUCGAUGUUAACAGUUUAUUUCUUGUUGGGUCUCCAGUUGGUAUGUUCAAAUUGUUGGAAGAGAAGAAUAUUGUGGGAAGAGACUCCAAAAGUUUUGUACCCUCACAAGAUGAUACUUUCGCUUCCCCUAAAUGUGUGAAUUUGUACAACAUCUUCCAUCCAUGCGAUCCAGUUGCAUAUAGAAUCGAGCCUUUAGCUUCACCAUCAUUUGGAAAUUAUAAACCCGUUGAUAUUCAAUUUGCAGUAAAGGGGCUCAAUACUCAAUUCAAGGAAUUGUCAAAUUUUGGAGACGAAAUAUCAGAAAAGAUUUCAUUUGCAACAAAAUGGUUGACUUCCAGUAAAAGUGAUGAAACUGAAAAAACUAUUGAAGAAAGAACAAACAAAGAAAAUGCUCUCGGUGAUAUAAUUAAGGGGGUUGUAAUGUCCGAUGAGACUGACCAGGAUCAAAAAGGGUUGAAGAAAAAGGUUAUUCUGGGGGGAGCUUUGUCCAAAAUGACAAGCUUAAAUAUGACUGGAAGAAUGGAUUAUAGCUUGCCUCUUGGGGUAUUCGAUGUUUCAUUAGUAUCGGCUAUCAGUGCCCAUAUCUCCUACUUUGAAGAUGAAAAUACCGCUGGAUUUAUUCUAAAGGAAUUAUUGGCUAACAGAAGUACCCCCGUAGAAGAAACUACUGUUACAUCAAAGUAG
Messenger RNA from Candida albicans SC5314, 2256 nucleotides. Its product is annotated as putative carboxylic ester hydrolase. Bases 1 to 2256 code for a protein of 751 amino acids. Gene Ontology annotation, molecular function: metal ion binding; glycerophospholipase activity. The record is from RefSeq and is a predicted model, not a curated record. Lineage: Eukaryota; Fungi; Ascomycota; Pichiomycetes; Serinales; Debaryomycetaceae. Gene Ontology annotation, cellular component: cytoplasm. The transcript has a single exon.